Antechinus flavipes (yellow-footed antechinus) is the source of this 2644-nucleotide messenger RNA. It is a transcript of the gene GLRX, whose product is annotated as glutaredoxin. The record is from RefSeq and is a predicted model, not a curated record. The transcript is spliced from 3 exons. Bases 74 to 394 code for a protein of 106 amino acids. NCBI's taxonomy places the organism in Eukaryota, Metazoa, Chordata, Mammalia, Dasyuromorphia, Dasyuridae.
GUUAAAUUAAGCCCCAAGCGCAAUUGCCCGGGUUUAGAUAUUUACUCCGUUGGAGAUAAGAAAGGUUGUUAACAUGGCUCAGCAGUUCGUGAAUUGCAAAAUCAAAGCCGAUAAGGUGGUGGUCUUCAUCAAACCCACCUGCCCUUACUGCAGAAAAACUGAAGAGCUUCUCAAGCAAUUGCCUAUUAAACCGGAGUCCUUGGAAUUUGUCGACAUAACAGCUAACUGUGAUACAAAUGCGAUCCAAGACUAUUUACAACAGCUAACAGGAGCAAGAACUGUGCCUCGGGUUUUUAUUGGUAAAGAUUGUAUUGGUGGAUGCUCAGAUCUCGUAGCCCUGGAACAGAAUGGCCAAUUGCUACAAAAGCUUCAACAAAUUGGCGUGUUACAUUAACUUCCAGACACUUGGAAAAUUGAAUCUUCUGUGAUGUGCUGGAAUACAUCCCUAUUUUGCCUCUCUUUCAGUGCCUCCUAUCCUGCAAGAACAUUUUAUUUUAAUUUCUAAAAUGUCAAACCAGAAAAGUUUUUACCUCUUCUGGAGAUGUUACUUCUAUUAUCUUUCACAUUUCCAAAUGAUCUAGGAUAUUAUAACUUCUUAGUGCAAUAUAAGAAGCACUAAAUUCACCCCAAAUCCUAUGGGAGGAACUUCAAAACAUGUUACUCCAAUCCAAUAUUUUUUUCAAUCCUCAUUUUACUCCAAUGCCAUAGAAAUGCUUGUUUUAUUCUGGUUAAAUCAGCUAGCUUCUAAAGGCUUUUACUAGGUUCUGACUUGGGAUUGAGUGAGUUUAAGAUCAGAGUUUUAUAGUUUGGGAGUUGGAAGAAGCCUCAGAGAUUUAAAUGACAGGCUGAAAGAUGUUCUUGAAAGCUUUCUCCUGCUAUUCUUCACAUUUUCUUUCCAUCUGCUAGGGUUCUCAGGCUCUCUUUACAUAGAUUUAGGGUUGGAAAAAGGGAUCUGAAAGGCCAUCUGUUCUACCUCACUCACUUCAUAGAUGAGUACUGGGAGCAGAUCAACUUGUAACAUUCAGAAAACCUGAUUUCUGCAACUAAGUCCUUUGGGAAGUUGAGAAUCCUUUAACUUAAAAUUUAGCUUUUGUUUUAGCAUUAACGAGCACUGAUAGUAGUCACAAUUCUCAGGAAAGUGGUUUCAUUUCCUAGAACUUCUUGUUCUACAGUUGUUUCAUUGGUGGGUCAAAUUUUUAUCAGGUUUCUAAAAUCAUGAUCAUAAUAUAUAAAUCAAAUGUAUAACUUAUAAUCAUAAGCAAAUAAUGUUAUGUAUAACUCAAAUGAAUAACAUAAUCAUAAGCAAAUGAAGUUAUAUAUGAUUCAAAUGUAUAAUUUAUAAUCACAAGUAAAUGAAAUCAUGUAUAAUUUCAAUGGGUACCAACAAAAAUAGUAGCUUUAGGUUUGGUUCUCUCUUUAAUAAUCAUGAAAUAAAAGAUAUUGAAUACAUUAUCUUGGUUACAGCCUAUUGAAUAAUGCCUCUUUUCAAUACCACAUGGAAAAGAAAAAAAAAAAAAACUGCAUCCAGAGAGUUUAGGAAACUCAUCCAAUAAUGGAGUAAGAAUAAAAAUAGAGAAAUAAAAUAAUAACCAAACAUCCAGUGAGCUCAUAGCCUUAAGAAAGAUAUUAAAAUCGGGCUCAAAUAGCUUUUUUCACCAUCUUUUUGGUCAAUUUCUCCUAACCAUUUACUUCCCUCACAAACAAUCCACAUUACAGCUUUUCCUCAAAAUACAAAGUAGUCUGUAAGUAAUGUGCAAACUUAAGAGCUACCUGUGACUAAGGACCCUGAAACCCAUUUGUAUAUCCAACCAGAAAUCUAGACCUCUGGCACUGAUUUGCUUUACUUUAAUGCCUGGGAACCUAGGAGAUGCCUGAGACUAGGACUUGAUGAAAAUUUCUUGCACAUACCUCACAAUAGUUAAUAGUUGAUCUUAUGAUCUCUUUAGUUCCAGCCUUAUUAGGCAUUUUCAAAAGGCAAUCAUCUACACCAUUCUAAAAGGAGUGUUGUCUUCAAGAGAAGAAUGUACAGAUUAUACUUUAGCCACAUCUCAGACCAAUUAAUACAAUUUUAAAAAAAUAAAUAAAAUGCUGGUCAGUUAAUAGCAGUUCUUUUUAAAACUGAUAUUUCCUGAUUUUCAGUGACUCCUUGGGCACUUUGGACAGAGCGGGGGGGAGGGGGAGCAAAAGCAGCAGCAACAAGACCAAUGAAAAUACAAGUUUUAUAUAGUGGCAGCUCCCACUGACAUUUUAUUCCAAGUGUUUCUUUGCAUUCAAGAACUCUGGAGGGAAAAAGCCUUUUUUCCCCCCUCCUUCAGUAGCUUUGCAUUCUUCUGGUGUUUUUACAACUUGGCUGUCUUUUCCUUUGCCUAAUAAUGGUGUUUAGAAUUCUUUGCAUACAGGAAUCUUUCCCUCUGCCGGUUUGUUUAAGUUGGGAAUAUUGUUUUUCAUUUACACCUUUAUCAAUUGGACACUAAACUUGAUUGAAGGACUACACCACAAGGGAGACACUGGAUGCUUCCUUAUAACUAUCCCUUGCACUGUAUGCGAUAUAUAUAAAAAUAUAUCAUAAUACAGGAUAUUAAAAAUCAAUCUAUACAAAUGAUGUAUACCAUUAUGCUAAUAAUAAAUUUUAACAGAUGUAAAA